Messenger RNA from Cylicocyclus nassatus, 756 nucleotides. The record is from the annotation of a GenBank genome assembly. Lineage: Eukaryota; Metazoa; Nematoda; Chromadorea; Rhabditida; Strongylidae.
AUGUUGUUUUUGGUGCUUUUCGCUGCCCUUGAUGGUGGUGGUCUACCGCAGCAACAUCGCACAGUGUGUGCUCUUGGACUGCUUUUUGGUACAAUCGGUGAUUUCUUGCUUGGUAUUAGUAAACAUGGUCUGAUACCUGGAGCAGUAGCAUUCGGCAUAGGACAUCUGUUUUACAUGUCACUCUUCAUCUCUCGUCCUAUAAAAAUUUAUUGGCCAGUUGUAUACUUCACUGCAGCUUGGGGCGUCGUUAUAGCAAUACUGAUCUUUCUUCCUGUUGCAAAGGAACAUCCAAUUGCGGUUUUCCUCUUUGCCAUUUACGCGGUAAUCCUAAAAUUAUGCUUGAUCAUCACUACUUCUCAAUACAUCCAUCGAGAUGCGAGUGAUAAAGAUGAGGGUCUCUACUAUCGAUUUCUCGGGUUCUCGUUGUUCUACCUCUCCGAUUCAGUGCUGAUUUUGGGUGAUGCAGGAUUCCCAAUUCCUUUUUCCGGGAAAUUAUGCCUAGCUGCCUACUAUUCAGCACAAUUCUUGAUCUUAUGCGGCAAUAUACAUUCGGGUCUUUAUGUUAAGAACAAAACUGCAUAGUCUUUGUCUCAUAUUACUAACCCCUUGCUGAUUUUCUUGCAUGUACUUAGCUAGGAACGUGGUCUUUGCAAAUGAAUACUCAACUUGUAACUCUUCCACUAAUGAACUGACUGUGAUGCGUGUAUCUCAAAAAAUUACAAAUAUCAUUCAAUGAAUGUGAUUGACUAUGUUGAG